This is a messenger RNA of Mangifera indica (mango), 669 nucleotides long. Its product is annotated as probable transcription factor At5g61620. Gene Ontology annotation, biological process: response to auxin; response to gibberellin; response to ethylene. Lineage: Eukaryota; Viridiplantae; Streptophyta; Magnoliopsida; Sapindales; Anacardiaceae. Bases 1 to 669 code for a protein of 222 amino acids. The transcript has 4 exons. Gene Ontology annotation, molecular function: DNA binding. The record is from RefSeq and is a predicted model, not a curated record.
AUGGUGAAGGAAACAGCAAGAAGUUGUUCGCGUUGUGGCGUCAGUGGCCAUAACUUAAGAACUUGUAAUGAAAAGGUCUGCGUUAAACUCUUUGGUGUCUAUAUUUCUGUUCAUCCUGAGAGAGAUGAAGCUGAUCAACAACCAUAUGAAAGGAAAAAGGGAAAGCCUUGGACGGAGGAAGAACACCAACGCUUCUUAACAGCGUUGAAUAUUGUCGGAAGAGGAAAUUGGAAAAAGAUUUCAAUGGAAUAUCUGCACACUAAAACCCCAACGCAAAUCGCUAGCCAUGCUCAGAAGUAUUUUCUCAGGCAAGCUUUAGCUGAUAAAAAGAAUCGUACAUCAAGCAUGUUCGAUUUGCCUCUCCAUGAAUCUCCUGGGAGCACAUCAAAUAACCAGAUGGAAAAAGAAUUCUCACGUUGCUACAUUGAAUCCCUCAUGAGAAUUCCACACUAUGGCGGGAUUCCAUGUAUGGGAACAAGUAAUGUGCCAUCUCUCUCUUUCUUAGAAGCAAUGAAGUACUAUCCGAUUUAUAUGUCAAGGUGUAACGCCUCUCAUUAUUAUAACGCUUGUAGUGCUUCACCAAUGCCAAUGUCAUCCCAAGCUCUAGAAGCAAGAGAUGAUGAUUCUCUGGACCUUCAAAUUGGACUGCCUCAAUGCCCCCGUCAAUAG